Molecule: messenger RNA, 1272 nt
Organism: Ochotona curzoniae (black-lipped pika)
Lineage: Eukaryota; Metazoa; Chordata; Mammalia; Lagomorpha; Ochotonidae
Gene: PRADC1
Product: protease associated domain containing 1
Exons: 5
Coding region: 294-860 (188 amino acids)
Source: RefSeq, a predicted model, not a curated record
CUGGGGCGGGCCUAAGGUGGAAGCCAGCAGCGGCUAUUAAGAGUCUAGACCAAUGAACCCUCGGCCCCACUUCUCUCGGCCAAUAAGAAGUGGGCUACGAGGCAGUGGCAGUGAGUGUGGCUAUAUGGGCAGCCGCCCGAGCCAAUCACCCCUGGGCCUCGUUUCCGUCCGCCAACCAGCCGCGAGAGCGGGUCUGUGGGCGGGAGGCCACCGCCGCUGUCAGGCGAAAAGUCCGACGAGGGACGCGCGGCCGGACCCCGGCAGGAAACGCGGCGCCCGGCCGGGCCCUGGAGAUGGUCCCCGGCGCCGCGGGCUGGUGUUGUCUCGUGCUGUGGCUCCCCGCGUGCCUCGCGGCCCACGGCUUACGUGUCCAUGACUAUUUGUACUUCCAAGUGCUGAGCCCUGGGGACAUCCGAUACAUCUUCACAGCCACGCCUGCCAAGGACUUUGGUGGUAUCUUUCACACAAGGUAUGAGCAGAUUCACCUUGUUCCUGCCGAACCUCCAGAGGCCUGUGGGGAACUCAACAACGGUUUCUUCAUCCAGGAUCAGAUCGCUUUGGUGGAGAGGGGGGGCUGCUCCUUCCUCUCCAAGACCCGGGUGGUGCAGGAGCACGGUGGACGGGCAGUGAUAAUCUCGGACAACGCAGUGGACAAUGACAGCUUCUACGUGGAGAUGAUCCAGGACAGCACCCAGCGUACGGCUGACAUCCCGGCCCUCUUCCUGCUUGGCCGAGAUGGCUACAUGAUCCGCCGCUCCCUGGAACAGCAUGGGUUGCCAUGGGCCAUCAUUUCCAUCCCAGUCAAUGUCACCAGCAUACCCACCUUUGAGCUGCUACAGCCACCCUGGACCUUCUGGUAGAAGACUUGCUCCCACACUUCAGCCCUGAGACUGUGGGCUAGAAAAGGGAAACUGGAAUUCUGCUAUUUGCAAUUUUGGAAGACCAUGUGGGGAUAGUGGAACUGACUUGAAGAAAAUGGCCUUGGCCAGGCUAAGGGAAGCCAAACCACUGGCAUUCCCUUUCCACAGGGCCAAAGAGGCCUCAUGCUACAAGAAGUGGCAAGAUCCAGGACCCUAGGCUUCUGGCUGGAAUCUGGACCAAAUGGAGUUAAUGGCUGGCAGCCUGAGAGCCAUCUAUGUGACCUGUCACAUGCCACCUGGUUCUAACCCCUCCCCUAGCCCAGGAUCUUCUCACGGAUAACCUUCAUAGCAGUUGCUGGAGUGGUUUAAGGAACUGGUUUGGAGGCUCAAUAAACCCUCACUGACUUUUUAG